Odocoileus virginianus texanus is the source of this 1025-nucleotide messenger RNA. Lineage: Eukaryota; Metazoa; Chordata; Mammalia; Artiodactyla; Cervidae. The record is from RefSeq and is a predicted model, not a curated record.
AGUGACUCAAUUACACACACAUAUAUAUAUAUAUUUUUACAUUCCAUUAUGGUUUAACACAGGACAUUGAAUAUGGCUCCGUGGGCUAUCUAGAAGGACCUUGUGCUUAUCCAUCCUAUAUAUAAUAGUUUAUAUCUACUAAUUGUAUUGGGCUUUUUUGUGGCCCAGUACAUGAUUGCUUUUGCAUUCCACGCAUUUAGAGGCAAAGUUCUCUCUACACAUAGCAAUUAAAUUAAGCUUGAUUUCUUCAUUCACGCACUUGUUCUUUGUCUGCAGACUUAUUUCCGGGAUGGGAGGACUGAAGCCUGGGGAAGGGUUGUGGACCGAGCUCUGGUCCCUGGCCCAGCCUGCAGGACGCCUGCCGCUGCCAUGGACUCCAGGGAGGAGAGGCUGGGGGCGGGGCCAGGUGGGGCGGUCAGUCCGGUUGCCAGGAGGCGCGACCCGGACACAAUGGGGUCUGGGAGUUGCGCCCUGCAGCGGUGGGGAUCCAGACACCCCACCUUGCCUUCCCAGCCAGGAGGGACAGGCAGGUACUUCCCGGAGCGAGCCGGGAAUGCAGCGUACCCCAGCGCUCCUCGGCACACCAUCGCUCCCCGAAACUGGGGCCUCCGCCUGGAGUCGCAAACCCCAGGCCCCGGGACCUACACUAUGCCCUCGCUCCUGGGCCCGCGCGUAGUCGGCAAAGCGUCGGCGCCGACUUACUCCAUCUACGGCCGCAGCGCGGUGGGCAGCUUCUGCGAGGACCUCAGCAAGACCCCGGGGCCCUGCGCCUACCACGUGGUGAACCCUGGGGUCUACAAGCCCCGGGCCCCCCAGUUCUCGAUGCUGGCGCGGACUUCGCUCUCCCAAGGCAACACCCAGAAUCCCGGCCCUGCAGCCUACAACGUGGACCAGCACCGGAAGCCUCGCGGCUGGACUUUUGGGAUCCGGCACUCGGACUACCUGGCCCCGAUGAUGACCAACGCGGACGAUGACCCGCUGGGCGGGCGCUGCCCCGCAGAUGUUUCUUAAAGCCUCUGGAACCA